Harpia harpyja (harpy eagle) is the source of this 1971-nucleotide messenger RNA. RefSeq lists its product as uncharacterized. The coding region runs from base 346 to 1209 and encodes 287 amino acids. Lineage: Eukaryota; Metazoa; Chordata; Aves; Accipitriformes; Accipitridae. The record is from RefSeq and is a predicted model, not a curated record. The transcript has 5 exons.
UGGGGAGGAAGUAGGUGAGCGGCUGUGUGGUACUUAGUUACUGGCUGGGGUUAAACCACAACGCUAUUCUUUUUGCUCUCCAGCUCUCUUUUUUUCUGGCUCUGUGUCCCUAUUUCUUAAUUUUUCCCUCUCUGCCCUGUAGCGUGUAGCUAUGCGGUUUGGUUUGUGUUGUUCCACCCCGCCGCCGCCGCCCCCGCCCCAGCCCUUCCCUCCACCGUUUGCUGUCCGGGCUCCCUGACUCUGUUGUUUCAUUCUUCCCUCUCUGCCCUGUUCUUUGACACUUUUUUGUCUCUCUCCAUCUCUGUCCAACUCCCUGCCCCUGUUCUGCUUUCCUCCCUCUCUGUCAUGCUGCCCGUCCCAGGUUUUUCCUGCAUCUCCAUCCUGCUUCCCCGCCGCCCUUCUCGGUCGGUCUCCGUGCCGCUCCCCCUCCCGCUUCGUGCUGCCUCUUUUCCUCUCUCCCUGCUGCUUCUUUCUCCAUCCCCGUCGGCCUCCCUGUCCCCGUCCUUCUCUCUGGGACCCGCUCCCUGCUUUCUCGCUACACCCCCGCUGUCCAGCCAGCUGCCGCUUUUCUCCUCUCUUCUAGUGUCCUGCUCCUCGUUUUUGGCAGCCUUCGCCUCUGCCCGGCAGCCCAUCGCUCCGGGAGCCAGCCGGCCGACCGUGCGUUCCCCGACGGACCGACGAGCGUGGCUCUGGGACCGACUGCCGAGGUAUCCCAGGGGCAGGGGGAGCGUCGGGGGGGCCCCGAGCCCCGGAGCAGACUCGCUGGCAGGACUCGUUAGAGGCCACGCUGUGGGUGCGGUUGUCCGUUCGUCCCCUGGGGAUGCCGUUGACUGCAGCAGCCUCAGGCUUGCGUGGGCUGUCUCUGCCUGGCCUCCCUCUCCUCGCGGCGCGGGAGCGCAGAGGGACAGGCGGAGCGCUUACUGGCUGUGGGCAGGAGCUGCAGAAGCUGGAGAGGCCACAGAAAGGUGGAGGAUGGCCAAGCGACUGGAGUUCCAGAAGAGGAAGGGAGGAGAGAAGGAGAAAGAAACGUCUGAACUGGGAAAGGCUUCUGGCAGUGCCGAGAGCAAGAGCUGUGGUGGAUGUCAGCUGCCACCAUUUCACUGUGGUUGCCCUUUCUUCUGCCGUGAAAGUACAAGACAGAUGGAAAGAUUCCGUAGUGGUCUGCAAGUACAAGGUUUUCCCAGGAAGCAUCAGCAGCCUUGUAACUAGUGACAGUGAGUCCUGAGGUGGUUUUGGUGAGUUACUGCUUCAAUAAUGUAUUUUUAUUGGAUGUAUAUAAACAUGGGCACACCCUUUUAGUGUAAAGUGAAUUAUUGAGAUUUAUUCUUUAUUUUUCAUUUUGCUUUUUGAAGUUUUCCACUUCACUUUCAGCUUUAUUCACCAAACAAGCAAGAUGCAAAGCAGCAGCGCAAGGGCUGUAGCUGUUGCGGUGGAUCCGUAAGCGUAGAUUCUGAUUGCGUAUGACCUCGUCCCGCAGCCUCCCAGGGUUAUCUCCCUGCAGCAGUGCUGUAAGGAAGGGAGGAGAUGUUUUCCAACACCGGCAAGAGUGUUCACUUGUAUGCUAAGAAGGUGUUCAAAAUGGUAUCAAUUAGCCUAAAUGCUGAUUUUAAGCGUUCAAAUCGCUCUUAACUUUUAAAGGAGGUGGUGUAUUUCGAGCUGACCUGUUUACCUGGAAUCCUCCUUUAGCUCAGCGAUUCUUCUUGUGCACCCCCAGCCUCCGUUGGCAGGGCGGUAUGACAAGCUGGAAGGUCCUUGACUUAGUAUAAACACUGCUUAGCAACAACUAAAGCGUCGGUGUGUUGUCAACAUUGUUCUCAUCCUAAAUCCAAAAUGGCCCUGUACCAGCUACUCAGAAGAAAAUUAACUUUAUUCCAGCCGAAACCAGGACAACCCCAAACCCCCUGAUUCUGGGUCUGCAACGGAAAAAAACUAACGAAUUUGGGACUCCUGGGAAAGCCAAAUCCGCCUGGA